AUGACAUGUAAAAUUCGGCUUCUCAGUGGUUUAGUAGGUUUAGAACUUUCACUGGACUUCCUAACAGCUACAAAACCACAAAGCAAAAACAUUCACAUAUUCACAGACUGCCAGGGAGCAAUAUUAACAGCAUUUUCAAGAGAGAUUCCCAAGAAUACAAUUGAAACCGUUUUUAACAUAAAAACAUAUGUAACAAGUUUAGAGGACAAUGGUAAUACACUCCAUGUGCACUGGAUACCGGGACAUAAAAACAUAGAGGGAAAUGAGCUGGCUGACAAGCAGGCAAAAGAAGGGGCUAAGAAGGCAGCAGAAUUUGAUGAAGCAGAAUUCAAUGAUGAAAAGAAAGAUGCCAGUGAUGUCAUGCAAAUGAUGAAAAGAAAAGCCAUUAAUGAAAAAUGGUUAGCACAAUACCGUUACUCUGAGAGGUCUUUCGCCAUACAUAACAUCUUUGUCACACCAGGGGUCAGAAACUGCGGUGGUGAAAAGAAAAGAAAAAGUUUCAGCCAAAUCAACCAACUCCUUGGGGGUCACACCUGGCUAAAAGAUCACUGGUCAAAACAGACACCAGACCAAACAGACAACUGUUGUAGUGUCUGCCAAGUUCCUGAAACUGUAGACCACUUCAUAUUCUACUGCAAAAAGUACGAUGAAGCUAGAAGAGGACUGGGAGAAAGAACAUUGCAAAUACUAUACAGACAUUGA
Molecule: messenger RNA, 702 nt
Organism: Mya arenaria
Lineage: Eukaryota; Metazoa; Mollusca; Bivalvia; Myida; Myidae
Exons: 1
Coding region: 1-702 (233 amino acids)
Molecular function (GO): nucleic acid binding; RNA-DNA hybrid ribonuclease activity
Source: RefSeq, a predicted model, not a curated record